AUGACCAUCAUUCUGACUUAUUGUAUAGAAUUGUUUUCAUAUUUUUAUUGUUCACCAACUUCCACUACUACAACUCCUUCAACCUCGGUAGAAGAAAAUGAAAAAGAUGAAAAUAUUAAAGAUAAAAAUAAUAAAUAUUAUUUAGAAUUAAAUGAUUCAACAACUACUAAACCAACUAGAAAGGAAUCAUAUGAAUUUUAUAUCUCUGACUCUGAAGAUGUAACGAAAAAUCAAAUAAAGAUAUUGACAGACAGUCUCGAUGAGUUUGGAAAUCAAAUUGAAAUCAUAAGGAGAGAGUAUAGAUCGAUUUCAAGUCAACUACAACAAGAACGUGAUAAUUACAAACGAUUAAACAAUGAAAAGGAAGAUAAAGAAUUGAAAUUACUUACAACUAUCGAUGACCUUGAGCUUCAAUUGAAACAAGAGAAUAACAAUAAUUCGGAAUUAAAAUUAAAUAUAGAAUCAAAAGAAAAAGAUCAAUUAAGAAAAAAGAUUGAAAUAUUAAUGAAUGAAAAAUAUGAACAAGAGCAAAAGAUAUCGGAUCUAAGUGAAGUUGUUGUGAAUAAAAAUGAAACCAUUGAACAACUCACUCUGAAAUUGGUACAAUUAGUAGGAGAUGCAUCAAAUCCUUACAAUUCAAGCAUUACAAAUAAUAAUAUAAAUAAUAAUAAUACUACCAAUCCACCAUUACAACAACCGGUAUUAUUAAAUCAAGUAGCAUCUGUUAAUUAA
Molecule: messenger RNA, 732 nt
Organism: Heterostelium album PN500
Lineage: Eukaryota; Evosea; Eumycetozoa; Acytosteliales; Acytosteliaceae
Exons: 3
Coding region: 1-732 (243 amino acids)
Source: RefSeq, a predicted model, not a curated record